Echinops telfairi (small Madagascar hedgehog) is the source of this 1167-nucleotide messenger RNA. Its product is annotated as NADH dehydrogenase [ubiquinone] 1 alpha subcomplex subunit 9, mitochondrial. Gene Ontology annotation, molecular function: protein-containing complex binding. The record is from RefSeq and is a predicted model, not a curated record. Gene Ontology annotation, cellular component: mitochondrion. Lineage: Eukaryota; Metazoa; Chordata; Mammalia; Afrosoricida; Tenrecidae.
AUGGAUUAUCUAAUGAGAGACAUACCAAAAGAUGUCAGAAUCCCAUACUGGAUCCCUGACAAGAUUGUGGGAGAAGUUGGCAGCGUCCAGGACCUUCCAAGGUCAUGUUCUGGCAAUACAGCAGUAGCCACAUACAUGUUUCAUGGCCCACGCCAGUGCCAGCUCCAUCAUGCGCUCAUGCCUCAUGAGAAAAGUUGGCCUUCCUCGGUCAGUUGGGCCAUGGCCAUUGUAUUUGAAGCAACAGCAUUCCUAGGCCGAUACACAUUGUCAACUACCUUGGACAUAGGCGCUACACCCUAUUGGUGUGCUCUCUAUGACUUCAUGCACCUUCACCCCAUGGUAUCUGGCAAGCUAAUCUUCCUGGAAUGGAAUGGGAGAGACAAAGAUUCAAUCCAAAGAGCCAUGGAGCAUAGCAGUGUGGUCAUCCAUCUUGUUGGCCAAGAAUGGGAAACUGAAACCUUUGAUUUUGAAGACGGCUUUGUGAAGGUUCCCCAAGAAAUUGCCGUGUCCAAGGAAACUGGAGUUGAGAAAUUAAUUCAUGAUUCUCAUCUGAAUGCUAAUGUUAAAAGCUCUUGUAGAUAUCUGAGGAAUAAGUCCGCUGGAGAGAAAGAAGUAGAUGCAUUUCCAGAAGCCACUAUCAUAAAGCCAUCAGACAUCUAUGGAAGAUAGUUUCCUCAACUAUUGGCAAAUAUUCACUAGCUUGGUGGUGUGCCUAUUUCUCCGAGCCUGAAGACAGAGAAACAACCAGUAUACGCUUAUGUUUUAGAGGUAUCCAAAGGAAUUAUUAACACAAUUAAGGAUCCAAAUGCCAAGGAAAAACCUUUGCCUUCCCUGGGCUAAUGGUACUUCCUCUUGGACCUGAUGCAGUACAUCUUUGCUGUGGCUCACAGACCCUUCCUCAUUUACCCCUUGCCACACUUUGCCUACCAAUUGGUGACAAGGUCCUUUUAGAUGAAUCUGUUUAAGUCUUGGACCACAAGGGAUAAAGCAGAGCAGGCUCACAUCACAGACAUGAAAUUCCCUCACCUGCCUGACUUAGAAGACCUUGGUAUUCAAGCAACAACCCUGGAACUCAAAGCCACGGAGGUGUUAUGUUGUCAUCUUAUGUACUGCUGGCUGUCUUUUGAAAUUGAGGAUGUGAAGUCAGCCAAGACCAUCAACAUGUAG